This is a messenger RNA of Bufo bufo (common toad), 4142 nucleotides long. It is a transcript of the gene TMCC2, whose product is annotated as transmembrane and coiled-coil domain family 2. The transcript has 6 exons. Gene Ontology annotation, biological process: amyloid precursor protein metabolic process. The record is from RefSeq and is a predicted model, not a curated record. Gene Ontology annotation, cellular component: endomembrane system. Bases 405 to 2579 code for a protein of 724 amino acids. NCBI's taxonomy places the organism in Eukaryota, Metazoa, Chordata, Amphibia, Anura, Bufonidae.
AGGGAUGUCAAGUGAUAGUGUGACGUAAGGAGGUCCUUACGGAGUAUAGUAUAGCCCUUACCCAGGCUCUGCAGGGAGAAGUGCGGACGGAGGAGCCAGGGCCCCCAGGACCGGGAGCCAUAAGGGCCUGGGGGAGAAUGGAGCAGACGUCCGUGCCUCUUCCGCCUCCCAGCCUGGCCCGCGGUGUGCUGUGUGCGGCUGCAGCUUUGUGAUGUGUGGAGGGAGCCGACUCUGUGCCAUAGGGCCCUGUGGGAUGACUGGCAGGGGACGCCGGGAAGUUAUGUCUUGUGGAGGACACCAGUGCUCGGCGUGACCUUCCUUUGUUGUAAUUCUACCUGCCCUUCCUUAGUUGAUGGUGCCCUGCUCCUUUGCUGCCCCCUCUACCCCGUGCCCCCUCUGGAUACAUGAAGCGCUGCCAGUCGGGCGAGCUGCACCCUGAGGAGGUGGCUGCACAAGAUGCUCUUUUGCCACCUACUGUCAUGGAAGUGCGAGGAUCAGACAGCCCAGUGCCUGGGGAUUUGGGCUCUGCAGGAGCAUACCAGGCACCCCCCGCAAUCACCAGGAACAAGCCUCCAGACCUCAAGAAAAUCCAACAGCUUUCUGAAGGAUCCAUGUUUGGACACGGACUGAAGCACCUCUUCCAUAGCCGUCGGCGUUCUAAAGAGCGGGACCACCAGGCAGCUUCCGAACCCGCUGCUGCUUGCUCGACCCCUGGACCCCAAACUCCACAAGCAUCCAUAACUGCCCCCCUGUCCUCUUCAGAUCACGACUCUGCGGAUGAGAAAGAGCGUUCUCCAGAAAUGCAUCGAGUGUCUUACGCUGUUUCUUUGCAUGAUUUACCAGCACGUCCAACUGCCUUUAACCGUGUGCUACAACAAAUCCGCUCCCGUCCUUCUGUCAAGAGAGGCUCUGGUCAGCAUGGGGGUGGUCGGCGGAGCAAGAGUGGCCCUGGGGACACUGCUCACCAUCAUCCUCAUCAUCAGCAGUUGCGUGGAGGAAGCCCUCAUCUUCCUAGACGUCCCCCACCAAUGGAUGGUGGACUGGCUGCAGUGUUACACCAUCACCAAGGUCGGCCCAGAUCAUCUUCUACCACUGAUGCUGCGAUGUUAGCUGGAGCUGAUGUUGCUGGAGCCACCGGAUUUUCACAUGAAGAUCAAGACAGAGCAACAGAAAAGCAGCCAGACAAGGGGGAUUUGAGUAGCCUGAGUCUCCCCCCAAGUGCACUUCAUGGCGGUUCAGAGGGGAACAUCAGCCUGGAAGUCCCUGAAGGGGCACCAGAUCCACAGCGCACCAAAGCCGCAAUGGACCAUUUACAUCAAAAGAUCCUCAAAAUAACGGAACAGAUUAAGAUUGAGCAGGAGGCUCGAGAUGACAACGUUGCAGAGUAUCUCAAGUUGGCGAAUAAUGCAGACCGGCAACAAGCUUACCGUAUCAAACAGGUUUUUGAGAAAAAGAACCAGAAGUCUGCACAGACCAUUGCCCAGUUGCACAAAAAGUUAGAACAUUAUCACAAGAAACUGAAGGAGAUUGAACAAAAUGGUAUAUCGCGACAGCCAAAGGAUGUCUUGAGGGACAUGCAGCAAGGGCUAAAAGACGUGAGAGCAAAUAUGCGAGCAGGCAUUAGUGGCUUCAGUGGAGGAGUGGUGGAAGGUGUCAAGGGAGGCCUUUCUGGUCUAUCUCAGGUCACCCAUACAGCUGUAGUGUCAAAGCCUAGAGAGUUUGCCAGUCUCAUCCGAAACAAAUUUGGGAGUGCUGACAAUAUCCCACACCUUAAAGAUGGUAUGGAAGAAGAUGGGGACGGUCAGGGGGGCUCAAGGGCACUAAGUGGCAGUGCAACCUUGGCACCAAGCCCCAAAUAUGGGAGUGAUGAUGAGUGCUCUAGUGCUACUUCUGGGUCAGCUGGUGCAGGAAGUAACUCUGGGGCUGGCCCCGCAGGACCUGGCAGCCCAAGGUCCAACACUCUAGAUGGACAUCAUCAUAGUCACCAUGGAGGCUUUGAUGCUAUUCUAGAGGAAUUAUGUGAAAUCAAAGAAGGACAGAGCCACCUUGAAGAUUCCAUGGAAGACUUGAAAUCACAGCUCCAGAGAGAUUACAGCUAUAUGACACAAUGUCUUCAAGAGGAACGUUACAGGUAUGAGCGCUUGGAAGAGCAGCUGAAUGACCUGACAGAGCUUCAUCAAAAUGAAAUGACAUUGCUUAAGCAAGAACUGGCCAGCAUGGAGGAGAAAGUUGCAUAUCAGUCAUAUGAGCGGGCUAGGGACAUUCAGGAAGCCGUGGAGUCUUGCCUCACCCGUAUUACUAAGCUAGAGUUACAGCAACAGCAGCAACAGGUUGUCCAGCUGGAAGGUGUGGAAAAUGCUAAUGCUCGGGCUUUGCUAGGAAAGUUCAUCAACGUGCUACUAGCUCUCAUGGCCGUUUUGCUAGUCUUUGUUUCUACAGCUGCCAGUUUUAUAACCCCACUGGUUAAAACCCGGGUACGCCUUUUGUCCUCCCUGCUCUUUUUGCUCUCCCUGCUGACACUGUGGAGACACUGGGACUGUGUUACUUACUUUCUGGAACAUUUUCUCCUGCCCAGUUGAUUUCUUACUCUAUGUAUCUCACCUGCAUCCAUGUCCCCUCUCUACACAUCCGAGAGGGAGACUUACCUUGGCAGAAGAUGAUGCCCAAUUCCUUCUAUACACAUAUUUAUCUGGAUGCAUCUGUUUAUGCAUAUAUUGAUAUAUCUCUAUAGAGCUUUUCUUUUUACAGUGGGCAGCUAUUUGCCACUAAUAUGCCAACCCCCCCGAUAUGAGGAUGGAAGAAUCACUUGAAAAUUAGCUUUGUUCUAGGCUGUUGCUUCGCGGGGGCGUGGAGUACUAGUGGUGGCGAUAUGCACCAGCUUACUUAUAAGCUGUUGCUACACAGGUUAUGGAGUAUCAGCGGUGAAUGUAUAUGACAGGACGUUCAUCUCUACAAGACAUGAAGACGUGAUAUGUGUACAUAUGGUACAAGGCUCUGUGUUGUUAUACGUAGGAAUCCGGAGAUAGAGGAAAAGCAAUGGAUGGCAAUACAAAUAUGGACAAAUUAUUUGUGAUACAGAGAAGGAGAGCCAUGUGUUGUGAAUGUGAGAGAUACUCUGUAUUUCUCGAAUUUUGAUUAGGAAGGUUUAUAUAGGUUAAUUUGAUUAACUAAGCACCAAAACCAUUGGUAGAAAUAGACUUACUUGGAGUGUGAGGAGCAGAGUGGUGAUAGUUUACCCGUCUUUUCUUAUUUACCCUUCUAUGGUUCCCUCAUUUUAAAGGAACCAUCUUUGGGGUGGGUGCUGUAGGACCAGCAGUUCUAACAUUUACAGUAAACUGUUUACAUAAGGACCGGAAGGAGGAGACACACAUUUUAUUUCAAGAAGUAUUCUAAUUAUAAUGCAAUAACUUGACGUGCCUGGCAGGUCACACAUUUGGUAGUGCUUUACCGCCCUCUUAUCGGCCUCUGCCAUAGCCAGUUAUGUAGUUGCCAGGCCAUAACUCUCAGAGUUCAGUAUUUAUGGGAAGGCCCGUGGAUUAAAUUGCAUUUCAUGUAUUUAUUUAUCCCUGACUCAAAUUGGCAUUAUUUAUUUAUUUAUUUAUUUAUUUAUUUAUUUAUUGCAGGUCAAAGUGUACUUACAUCCAAUUCACAGGGGAGAGAGGCAGGUUAUAGGCAGUAGUCUCCUAUACAUUUGCUGUGAAUCUGGAGGAGUAAUAUUGGUUCAGCAUACAGGGGCUGCGUCCACUGUGACUAGUGGUCAUUUUUGAGCAGCCUUUUUUGACUAUAUUACAGAUUUAUUUGUAGGUUUUUGUUGUUUAUUGUAUUUUUAGUUUGCUGUAAUGCAUUAACAAAUGCACAAGCGAAAAGGGUUGAAAACUUUGGAGAUAGCCAAAUAAUUGUCAACAUAGACACUCCAUGUCACAUGUACGAGAUUGUUUUAUUUCACGUGUUUUAGAUUCUAUUUUUUACCAGAAGUAUUACAUGUAUAUAUUAGGUCUUCCUUUUAAGUUAUGUGUACAUAUCACAACUCUUACUGUCUCUGGCAAAAUAGAGAUAUUUUUUUUGUGCAUUUUGGUAACAUUUGGGACGAAAACUUUCAUUUUUCCCUAGCCCCUUCUACUGUUGUAUGUAACAGCGCUAUC